Messenger RNA from Gastrolobium bilobum, 2131 nucleotides. Its product is annotated as L10-interacting MYB domain-containing protein-like. The transcript has 6 exons. The coding region runs from base 414 to 1874 and encodes 486 amino acids. Lineage: Eukaryota; Viridiplantae; Streptophyta; Magnoliopsida; Fabales; Fabaceae. The record is from RefSeq and is a predicted model, not a curated record.
UCGAAAUUAUUUAGGAGAUUGAAAUUGAAGGCUUGUUGAUUGACUCUGCUCUGUGUUCCUUGUUUGGAUGCAAAAAAUUGAAACUUUUAAUGUAAAUCAGGAAGAAAAUUUCAGUAUGAGGCAGUGUACUGGUGCAUGAAACUGGUUUCUCAUGGAAGGAAGGAAUUGAGGUUGAUGUAAUGUUGCAUUGAGGUACAUAGAAGAAGAAGAGAAAAAACCCCUUGAACUUUAAAGUAAUCUGAAGGGUAUCCUCCGGCCGUAACCGAAGACUAAUCCCCAAUCGAGCACUGUUGGACCCUUUCGGGAGCGACUCUCCCAAAUCCUUUUUUUCCAUUCCCAGGGCUCGAACUCGAGACUUUUGGUUAAGGGACCCAGGCUCCUUACCACCUGUGCCAAAGGAGUUUGGUACUGAAAUGGGGGAUGAUUCUUCUAUUAGUUUGGACAGCUUGAGGGCUAAUUGGACUCCAACUCAAGACCAAUAUUUUCUUGAGCUUUUGUUGUCCCAUGUUCACAAAGGGAAUAAAACUGGCAAAGCAUUUGGCAGAAAAACUUGGGCAGACAUGACUGAACAAUUUAACUCCAAAUUUGGGUUCAAGUAUGAUGUAGAUGUGUUGAAGAACCGUUACAAACGAUUCAGGAAGCAAUACAAUGAGAUGAAAAUGAUUGUUAGUCAAAAUGGAUUCCAGUGGGAUGGGACACUAUACAUGAUCAUAGCUGAUGAUAAAACGUGGGAUGAGUAUAUUAAGGCCCACCCUGAAGCCCAAGCUCUCAGAACAAAAGUUAUUCCAUAUUAUAAUGAUCUGUGCAUAAUUUAUGGCCAUGCAGUUGCUGAUGGGAGAUACAGCCUUUCAUGUUUUGAUGUAGAUUUUGAGCGUGAAGAAAUGGAUGACAAGACUACCACCAGUAAAGGAGUGGAUGAUCAUACUCCCCCCACUGUUAUUAAUCACAGUAAAAUAGACUGGUCUCCAAUGAUGGACCAAUUUUUUGUUGAACUGAUGCUGGACCAGGUGUGUAAAGGGAACAAGAUUGGCCAUACAUUCAAGAAGAAAGCAUGGACAAACAUGACAGAUAAAUUUAAUGAUAGAUUUGGAUGUCAUUACAGUAAGGUUGUCUUAAAAAACCGUCUCAAUGUCCUGAGGAGGCAUUACUGUUCUAUUAAUGUCCUCCUUGGCAAAGAAGGUUUUAGUUGGGAUAAGACACAACAGAAGGUUGUGGCUGAUGACCAAGUUUGGCAAAACUGCAUCAGGGUGCAUCACAACUUCAGGCUAUAUAGAAUUAAAAGCAUGCCUUUUUAUUCUAGCAUGUGCAUAAUAUGUCGCGAUGAAGCUUCUGUUAGUUGCAAGUCAAAUCUUGAAAAGGGAUCUUCUGAGAGAAAGUACUCUAUCCCAUAUACUCAGCCCCUCCCUAAUGCAGACAAAGGAGCAUUGCAUGUAGGUGGUAAAAAUAAUUUUACCAGAGACACCAUGCCACUCCCUAAUACAGAUAAAGAAACUCAGGCUCUCCCUAAUGCAGAUAAUGAAGCAUUUGUUUUACGUGUUGGAAAAAAUGUUUCUGGUCACCAAAAAAGGCAACAACCUAAAAUGCCCCCAACCUUGAAUGAGUCUAAGAAGGCAAGAAACUAUGAUGAGGGCAUGGCAGUUGCUCUGAAACAUAUGGAAGUUGCAGUUACAUCACUAAGCAAGAAAACAAAGAAAGAAGAUAAUUUUUCCGUAGAUAAUGUUAUCAGGGAGCUUCAGGCUAUACCAGACCUGGAUGAUGAUCUAAUAUUAGAUGCCUGUGAUUUUUUGGAAGAUGAGAAAAGAGCAAGGAUGUUUCUGGCAUUGGAUGCUAAUUUAAGGAAGAAAUGGUUAUUGAGAAAGCUUCGUUCAGAAUGAUUGGUGAACCUCGGGCUAGUUCAUCUGAAGGCAGGUUUCUUAAAUUCUCUUAAACUGCAUGCAAAGCAAGCCAUAACUUCCAUGUGUUCACAAGAACCCCCAACAUGUUUGAAGCUAGAGGAGUUAUUCUUUGUAGAUAUUGAUGAGUAGAGAUAAAUUUGAAAACUAAAUUUCUUUUAGUUUAAAAUAAUGAAAUGUAAAGUUAUCUAUGAAGGAGAGAAAGAUUGUAAAGUUGUGUGUUAAAUGGAACUUCAAGA